Molecule: messenger RNA, 1068 nt
Organism: Helobdella robusta
Lineage: Eukaryota; Metazoa; Annelida; Clitellata; Rhynchobdellida; Glossiphoniidae
Exons: 10
Coding region: 1-1068 (355 amino acids)
Biological process (GO): regulation of GTPase activity; cell migration
Cellular component (GO): cytoplasm
Molecular function (GO): guanyl-nucleotide exchange factor activity; protein binding
Source: RefSeq, a predicted model, not a curated record
AUGGGCUCCAUGAAUUCAGAAGAUGAAAAUUGGUAUGCCUGCUCCGAUUGGCUGGAGAGGUGUGCAAUGAUAACUGUAGAACAGAACAAAUCAAUUUCUAGCAUUGAACACCUAGCCACCAUUCUUAAAGAUGGCGUUCUUCUCUGCAACUUGUGCAACAAAAUCAAACCUGGCUCCAUUGAUAUCAAACAGACCAGUCAAAAACCUCAGUACAGUCAGUUCCUCUGGCAGAGAAACGUCCAUACAUUCCUGAUGGCCUGUCAAAAUGCCUUCGGUCUGGACAAGAAGAAACAUCUCUUUGAGGUGCCUGACCUUGUAGAGUUGCAAAACUUUGGAAAGGUUAUUUUUACACUAUCGAAACUCUCUCAAACUAAAGAAGCCAGAGCCAAAAAUAUCAAGAAAGAUAUGUUAGUAGAGGAUGAUGAUUCGUUCUCUUUAUAUGGAACAAGUUUGGAUGAUCUUGGAAACAGUGAUGUUUGUGAGGAAAUUUACGACACGUUGGUUUACGGUUCUAUGCAGAAACCAGCGGCAAAAGCAUCAACACCCCGAACGAAAAAGGAUUCUUGCCUGGAUGAACUUGUCGCGACGGAAAAAAACUUCAUUGAUGUUCUCGCUAUGAUCAACAAUAUUUUUGCUCGAAAUUUGAAGAGCCACCUGUCUGCCAGCGAAAGUAACGAAGUCUUCUUUAAAAUUGAAGACCUGCAUAAAGUCCACCAAGAUUUCUACCGCAAGAUUUUAGCGGCGCGAAACAGCGGCUCUCCAGCUCAAGAAGUUUCAAAAAGUUUCAUAGAAUUCAAACUCCCGUUCACCAUAUACGGGGAUUACGUGGCACACAUCAACAGGUCAACCGCAGCACUCGACGCGAUUUGCACCACAAAUUCACCGGCGCGAAAACUCAUCGAGGAUGGUGCCAUCGUAGCGAAAGUUAAACUCCGUGACCUACUGACAGUACCGGUGCAAAGGAUCCUCAAAUACCACAUCAUUAUCAAGGACCUCAAUGUAUAUAUCAAUGAAGUGAAGAGGGACAGCGAAAACUUAGACACCACAAGAGAAGUGCAGAGCAGGUGA